Oldenlandia corymbosa var. corymbosa is the source of this 408-nucleotide messenger RNA. NCBI's taxonomy places the organism in Eukaryota, Viridiplantae, Streptophyta, Magnoliopsida, Gentianales, Rubiaceae. The record is from the annotation of a GenBank genome assembly.
AUGCAAAAACUGGAUCUAAAAAGCAGGAAUUCGAAGCAAGGAAGUCGAGGCAUUUUAAAAGAACAAAAACAGAACCGCAAGUUGCAUGGGGCUAAGGGCGUUACCUGGAAGUUGCAGAGGCGAUGCACCGGCAAGAGGCGAUGCACCGGCGAGAGGCGAAGCACCGGAAAAGAACCUUUGUCGAAGUCGACGGAAUUCGGAGAUGGGGGCCGUCAAAUACAGCGGUGUCAAAUACAGCGGGGUGUCGAAGUCGACGGAUUUGUGGAUUUAGAUGGGACUAAGGUGGGGUGGCCGCCGGGGAAAAAAUCUAGGGUUCUGAAACGGGUGGCCGCCGGCGGAGCGGGUUUGAGACGGGGAAGAAAGAAAAUAAGGAAAAAAGAAGAAUUUGGACUAAGUCAAUACUUUUAA